Molecule: messenger RNA, 1328 nt
Organism: Punica granatum (pomegranate)
Lineage: Eukaryota; Viridiplantae; Streptophyta; Magnoliopsida; Myrtales; Lythraceae
Source: RefSeq, a predicted model, not a curated record
CCAUCCUUUCUCCUACUCCAUAGCCAUUUUCUCUUCUACUUCUUCUUCCUCCUCUGCCUUCCUGCUCCUUCCAAAUCACCCAACUCAUCUCCACAUAUAAAUACCCAACCAAACAUCCCAAAGACACAAACAAAAACCCAACAAAGCAAAAGCUUAUGAGAGCUGCUGCCUUCCAAAAGUCUCUCGUCUCACUGUUCCAUAAGAAUCCCACACUAGCUUCUGCAGUCAUCAAGGGCGGUCUUGGAUCCUCUGUCUCCGACUUUCCACGAAACAUUUUUCGCGCUAGCUGCCAUACCAUGUCUCAAGAUUCUCAGUUCGAGAGCCCGAGAACCGUCGUGAAGAAGGUCUUGGCUAAGCAGCAGAAGGAAGGGGAAGGGGCCACCGUCAGAAGGAGCAUUGGAAGGAUGGAAUUAAGGAACUUGGAUCCAUUUCUUAUGCUGGAUGAAUUCUACGUGUCCCCUCCUGCUGGAUUCCCUGACCAUCCACAUAGAGGUUUUGAAACUGUCACCUACAUGCUGCAGGGAGCCUUCACCCACCAAGACUUUGCCGGUCACAAGGGAACGAUCGGAACCGGCGAUGUUCAGUGGAUGACCGCAGGAAGGGGAAUAAUCCACUCGGAGAUGCCUGCUACUGAUGGGGUCAACAAAGGGCUGCAGCUUUGGAUCAAUCUUUCCUCCAGAGACAAAAUGAUCGAGCCGAGGUACCAGGAGCUCCCGAGCGAGGACAUACCGACAGCAGAAGCGGAUGGGGUUGAGGUCCGUGUGAUUGCUGGGGAGUCCAUGGGGGUCCGAUCCCCCGUCUACACCCGGACUCCAACAAUGUACCUCGAUUUCACACUGAAGCCCAGGGCGCAGGCCCACCAGCCCAUCCCGGAGGACUGGACAGCGUUUCUUUACGUGAUUGAAGGCGAGGGGCUGUUUGGGACCCUGAACUCGCCACCAGCAGGGGCCCACAACGUGCUUGUGCUGGGCAAAGGGGACGGCCUGAGUGUGUGGAACAACGGAUCGAAGCCGCUAAGGUUCGUGCUGAUAGCAGGGCAGCCGCUGCACGAGCCGGUGGUGCAGUACGGGCCGUUCGUGAUGAAUUCGCAGGCCCAGAUCGAUCAGGCGAUCGACGACUAUCAAUACGCCAAGAACGGGUUUGAGAUGGCAAAGCAUUGGAGGUCUCAGUCUUAGGGAGGGAAAAUGACUUGGGAGCCACGAUUAUUGAUAUAUUUUGAUUAUUAUUAAUUUUCUUGUCCUUUUGCAAUGCGUCGAUUAUUUAAAACAAAAAAAAAAUCACUUAGGAAAAUAAUGAAGAAAUAAAUAGCACAGAUUUUUCUUCUUCUC